AUGGCGAAUUUCGAGAAUCUAUCUUCUGAUUUUCAGACAAUAGCCAUGGAUAUAUAUUCUUCCAUAACUCAAGUUACAGAUCUAAACAACAACAGUAGUAACCUUCAUUUUCAAACAUUUCCUCCUUUCUCGACAUCUCUCGACUCGCUUAUCCUUCAUCAUCAUCAUCAUCGUCACCAACAACAAAUGCUUGAUUUUCCCGGGAUAUCUCAAGACAGUGGUAAUACUAAUAAUUUCUCCUCGACUUCAACUUUCAUUCAUUCCAACGUCGGUGAGACCAAGAAGAGAAAAGCUUCGGUACAGACAUUGUCUUCAUCGGAGAAUAGUGGCGUCUCUGAUAGUGUGGAUAUUAAUACCACCAAAACUGGUUGUUUGAGAAGAUGUAAGAGGUUGAAGAAGAAAAAAGAAGAAGAGAAAGAGAGAGAAGUUGUUCAUGUGAGAGCCAGAAGAGGCCAAGCCACUGAUAGCCACAGCUUAGCUGAACGGGUUCGGCGAGGGAAAAUAAACGAGAGAUUGAGAUGCUUGCAAGAUAUGGUUCCCGGAUGUUAUAAGAGUAUGGGAAUGGCUACGAUGCUUGACGAGAUCAUAAAUUAUGUCCAGUCUCUACAAAAUCAAGUCGAGUUUCUCUCGAUGAAACUCACUGCAGCAAGCUCGUUUUAUGACUUUAAUUCAGAGACUGAUGCUGUUGAUUCCAUGCAGAGAGCAAAGGCACGUGAGGCAGUGGAGAUGGGGAGACAAACAAGAGAUGGAAGUCCUGUCUUCCAUUUAUCAACAUGGUCCCUUUGACUUUUAUUUUCCCUCUUUCUCUUAUUUUUAUAUUUUCUUCCCAAAUUAUUCUUAUAUUAAUUUGAAUGUGAUAGAUGUCAUACGACCCAAAACUUUGGGAUAGUAUUUGUGUAAUCUGUAUACUUGUAAUUUCGACAUUAUGAAUUUAUUGGUGACUUAUAUUGGCUAUUGUCAUG
Messenger RNA from Eutrema salsugineum, 962 nucleotides. Its product is annotated as transcription factor BEE 1. Gene Ontology annotation, biological process: regulation of DNA-templated transcription. The record is from RefSeq and is a predicted model, not a curated record. The transcript is spliced from 6 exons. Gene Ontology annotation, cellular component: nucleus. The coding region runs from base 1 to 786 and encodes 261 amino acids. Gene Ontology annotation, molecular function: DNA-binding transcription factor activity; protein dimerization activity. Lineage: Eukaryota; Viridiplantae; Streptophyta; Magnoliopsida; Brassicales; Brassicaceae.